Molecule: messenger RNA, 222 nt
Organism: Leishmania braziliensis MHOM/BR/75/M2904
Lineage: Eukaryota; Euglenozoa; Kinetoplastea; Trypanosomatida; Trypanosomatidae
Exons: 1
Coding region: 1-222 (73 amino acids)
Biological process (GO): intracellular transport; protein secretion
Source: RefSeq, a predicted model, not a curated record
AUGAGCGCUCUAUUCGACUUUGAGACGGUCUUGUACGUGCUGCUUCUGAUUGUGUGCACUGCUACGUACCUUCGGCAGUUUAGACCCACACUCUACCACCGUGAUAGCCUUGAGCUCUACAAGAAAUUCCUCUACAAAUGCAGUGUGGUGGGCGAUCGCCUCUCUCCAUGGGUCUCCAUCUGCUGCCUCAUCUUGGCCUUCCGCAUCGUUUUUGUGUAUUGA